This is a messenger RNA of Gamsiella multidivaricata, 829 nucleotides long. RefSeq lists its product as uncharacterized. The transcript has 5 exons. The record is from RefSeq and is a predicted model, not a curated record. The coding region runs from base 102 to 749 and encodes 215 amino acids. NCBI's taxonomy places the organism in Eukaryota, Fungi, Mortierellomycota, Mortierellomycetes, Mortierellales, Mortierellaceae.
CCUGAUUCAGGAACAGUCAUCACGAAUCUCCGAGUUUCUGAUUCCCUUUCGUUCAUCAUCCCACUUCAUCUCUCUCUCCGAACCUCUCCAGAAGAUUACAAAUGGCAUCGUAUUUUGACGACCACAGUCUUGAAGAUCCAUACAAGGCCCAGAGGGCCAACAACAACAACCAGGGUCGCUCACUCAACCCGGACCUGUCGCACUUCAUGCCACGCGAGGAUGACGUGGACGAUUAUAAUGGACGCCAUUCGGCCUCACGGUCGACUACGGGUGCUUCCGGACCAGGAGCAACCGACUUUCAUCGGCUGGCAGAGAUGUUGGGAGCUUUCCGCGUGCGAGAGGAACCAUUGGGCGACGAGGUACAUCAGGAGUUCCUCGACAAUCUGAUCACACAGCUGAUGGAUGAGGCUGGAGCCAGUGGGAAGCAUGGACCUCCUCCGGCCUCUAAAUCUUUUAUCCGCGAUCUGCCUUUUGUUCCACAGACAGAUGUAAAGCGAGACGAAGCAUGCAUUAUUUGUAACGAGAAUUUGCAUGAAAACGAAUCGAAUGCGGAGAUUACAAAAUUGCCGUGCAAGCACCUUUUCGAUCGAGAAUGUAUUGUGCCUUGGCUCGAACUUCAUAAUAACUGUCCGGCUUGCCGUGCAGAGGUCCCUUCGGAUGAUCCGGACUGGAUCAAGAAGAAGCGCGACGCAGAGCUUGCGAAAUAUGCUGCAGAGGCUGAGAUUGACCAGGAUUGGAUGUACUCUUAGAUUGACAACGACGAUUUUUACAGGACUAAAGAAAAGCAAUAGACGACUACAAGAUUACAAAUAAAGAUACUGUACCCAAG